Messenger RNA from Belonocnema kinseyi, 1995 nucleotides. Its product is annotated as homeobox protein Nkx-2.5-like. Gene Ontology annotation, molecular function: DNA-binding transcription factor activity, RNA polymerase II-specific; RNA polymerase II cis-regulatory region sequence-specific DNA binding. Lineage: Eukaryota; Metazoa; Arthropoda; Insecta; Hymenoptera; Cynipidae. The record is from RefSeq and is a predicted model, not a curated record. The transcript is spliced from 3 exons. Gene Ontology annotation, cellular component: nucleus. Gene Ontology annotation, biological process: cell differentiation; regulation of transcription by RNA polymerase II. The coding region runs from base 1 to 1107 and encodes 368 amino acids.
AUGGUGCCUACUGCGAUAUCCGUUGGAACACCUUUCAGCGUUCGCGAUAUUCUUAACGGAGAUCAACAAAUGAAUGCAAUGGAUUGUUAUCCUCAGCAUCAACAAAGUGAACCACAAAGUCAGAUACAUUCAGUUCACCAGGAUUACUAUUCAUACAACAUGAUUCCAGAAGGAAAUUGGAAUGUUGAAAAAUUCAAAGAAGAACCUGUAUCCAGCUACCAAAGUUACCCUGAGAUGAGCCACGUUCACCAGUUGAGCCAAGUUGAACCACCUUAUCACGAAUCACCUGUCGUUGAAGACGGUAAUGUAGUCACAUCGAGCAGAACAGAAUUACGAAAAAGUCAAACAGGAAAGAGGACCAAAAGAAAACCUAGAGUGCUCUUUUCACAAACUCAAGUUUACGAACUCGAACAACGUUUCAAACAACAACGAUACCUGAGUGCUCCAGAACGAGAAAUGUUGGCCCAAAAUCUGAAGUUGACCAGCACUCAAGUCAAAAUAUGGUUCCAGAAUCGCCGCUACAAAAAUAAAAGAGCUCGCCUCGACGACGCCGAGAAGCUUCAAAGCCAGAAUCAGAAAAGCAAUCAACCCUUGAAGAAAACUUCGGUUUCAGUUCUAAUCAAGGAUGGCAAGCCUAGUCUGCAUGAUGCUUAUAACCCCUACUGGUCGAACUACAGAGGAGAAGUGAAUCAAGGGAUUCAAGCGGAUUUUAAAACUAGCGAUAUACGUCUGAGUCCUGAUUUCAGAUGCAGUUCGAGUGAAAUGAGGAUAGAAAACAGUAUCACUCCUGACUUUCGGAUGGAGAUGAACCCUGAAAUUAUUCACAGAACAAAUAUGAAUAUGAAUGUACAUCGACAGAUGGUUCACGAAGAAAUGAAACCUUUAAAAAUGGAAUUCAAGACUUAUUUAGGAAGCGAAAUGUAUACAGAUUCAAAAGUAAUAUCUUCAGAACCCAAAUCUUUGGGAAUUGAUAACCGAACAACGAUUGAUCCUCUCAAUGCUGAUUAUAACUAUCAAAACUAUUUUGGACCAACAAAUUUUCAAAUGCAAUAUGCUAACUACAUGGAUCAGAUCUCUGCAGAUCAGAACAUUCAACGACUAUGGUAGAAACGUAUCAUUUUCAUUAGGGUAAAUAAAAACUGGUGAUUUAUGUGCACUUAUAAGUAAUGAGUUAUAAAAAUUGGAUAUCAUAUGAUAUAAAAUUCAUAUAGUUCAGAUAGAUUCACCUAGUAGAAUAAGAGACAAAGGAGGGUACAGUUGAGGGCGAAAAACAUACAAAACUUGUAAAUUAUGUGUGAUGUUCUACAGUACUUAUGCUUUAAAAAUAUUUUAGUUAAUAAUAUCUUAGUCAGAUUAGUAUUUUAGUGCAACACGAGUAUAACUUACUAGUUUAGAAAAACCAACCGAAGCAUGCAUUACACCUAUAUGCACAAUCUAAAUGUACUUUCUUGAUAGUUGAUUCAUAGUGAAACUUACUGAUGAAAGACAUUUCAAAUCUCUUUUCCAUCUCUUCAUUUCACAAUAGUUUUCUCAGUAAUUCAUUAGUCAUCUUUUGAAAUAAUAUUAAGUUUAGUAACUCGAGAGUGAAAAUACGAAACUCUAUUUUAACUAGACUGUGAUGAUUAAAUCCAAAAACAAAAAGGUACCAAGAAUGUAUAACCAAAGGAGCAUUGUACAUAAUAUAAUAUAGUCUUCGUUUCCUAUUUCGCACAAACUUAUAUGUAAUUAUGUAUCUAUGUAUAUUUUUAUGUUAUAAGAAUUAAAAUAUCGCAUAGUUCUCACGGGAAAAAUGACAGUUGGCUUUUUCAUGCAAGGUGUAUUCCAUUUUUUAUGUUAAGGCGUAAAGUGGCGCUUGACGAAUCCCAAACGGAAACUGUGCUUAAGAUUCAAGUGGUGGCUUUUUCGAAAAUGGGUCCAUCACGGACCACAUACUCUAAUCUAGGACGCACACCUGUACUUCAAAACUAUUCACAUGUCUUUGAAUUUUAAGCACUG